AUGAGUGCUGACAAUAAAACCGGUGAUUCAGAUUUCAACAGCCCGGUUAAAUCGGAUCUUGCAUGCAACAUGUCAAAUGAUCCCCGACUACCGAAGGAAAGUACAAUCGAGCCACUAAUCGUUAUGCAACCAGGACCGUAUCCAAACUAUCCACAUAUGGCUAGUAAUUUACCAUUAGAACCAAAUUCAUUCACUCAACCAUCAAAUUACUGUGUAACUAAUAUGUCUAACAAUCGUCCAAUACCUGUGAAUCCAAAUCAUCCAACAUCAAAUGAUGGCGAUUCAUGCUUACGUAACAGAAGUAGUAGUUUACGGGAAGAAUCUGCCUUUCAUAAGCGAAACGACAAACCGAAUAGAAGAACUAAAACAAAUUCAAUCACUAUCAAUAAUCAGCAACAGCAUGCAGAAUCACGUGGUACGAAUCAACAAUCAGAUCGACAUGAAUACGAACAAGGUGAACCUCGUUUUAAUGUCAGCUCCGUCCGACAAUUACAAUCGAAUGAUAAACGAAACCAAGGAUCUUUGGCAAUGAAUUUAGCACCACAACAAACACGGACAAAAGGAUCCACUAUUCAAAAGAAACCCAAAGAAGAUCAUUCAUUGACUACAUACAGUGAUCAACCAUCUGUAGGUCCCGUUCAGCAAUUGAAAGGUAAAUCCGAUUCAUCACAAAGAGGUUCUGGCUAUCCUCCUCGACGUCAAUCAUUUCGAGAAUUAGCACGUGAAAGUAGUCAACGUGAUCGUGAAAAUGUCUUGGAAUCAUUACGUAAAAUGAGAACUGGUAAUGGUAUCAAUAAUCCAAUCCAUGGAGCUGGUAGUUCAUCAAUGAUGAAUUCUUGUGAAGGUUCAAGAAAUGUCAGUCAUGAACAAUCUCAAAAUAUAGCACAUGAAUCAGGCGUUAGCGAACAAAUAUCGAAUACAAGUCUAAAUGCAUGUAUUAGUAAAACAUCAGCCUUAGAUUCAUCAACGAUCACCAAUUCUAAUCCAUCAAAAACAUCAUUUGAUGAAGAAACAACACGAACACGUGUUCACUCAUUGAUUGAAGAAUAUACCGAACAGUAUUUCAAUUCAUCGGAUCGAUCUGUCAAAGAAGCACUAAAAGAUUUAGCUGAUUUCUGUACAUCGAAUAUUGAACAACAAGCAAUGAUCGUUCGAGAAUUAUUUAUCAAUGUUCUCAAAGCGAAACCACAUGCACGUAAAGCUGUUGGACAUUUACUCGAUGCCGCUUUGAAUGAAGAAAUUCUUUCGACAGACGCAUUUCUUUCCGGUUUUAAGAUGGUUGUUGAAUAUGUACCUGAUUAUGCUGUGGACAUUUCUCUCAUUUGGCAAUAUAUUGGUGAAAUUCUUGGUGCUUUCAUUGGUGCUCCUAGUUCAAAUGUGUCUUUACUCAAAUCUAUUCUCCAACAUGUUCCCAAUGAUAAAGCGAAACAAUUCUUUCAAUAUAUCAUUCGAUAUGCCACAGAAUUUUCGUCACAAGCACAUCUGCAGAAAUUGUGGCGAUCAUCCGGUUGUUCACUUCAUGAUAUUCUCAUGCCUGAACUGAUUGAUUCAUCAUUGGAACAUGACUAUGAAUGGUUAAAUGAAGCAUCUGAUGCCGAUAUGAUGACGCAAUCGAAAGAAAAUCUUUUUCCAUGUGCUGAUCUCCAAUUAGUCAAACUAUUCAAUGAUCAAGAUACACCUAUUACCGAUCCAGAUAUCAUCAAUUAUAUUCAUGAACAUAUGGAUCCGAAUGAGAAAUUUUAUAUUCGUAAUAUUGUUUUAUCGUAUCUGGAAGCUUGUUUAAUUAAUAGUGAUCCACAGAAAAAGAUUCAAGAAGAUAUUGCCAAAAAACGCAUGACAGUUCUUAAUGCGAUUAUUCAACAUAAACCGGAAGCAGAAAUUCAAGCUGUUUAUGCUAUUCAAAAUUUUGUCAGUAAACUAGAACAUCCACCGAAAAUGGCUCUAUUAUUGUUUGAUAUCUUCUAUAAUGAAGAAUGUGUCGGUAAAGAUGCCUUCUUUGAAUGGCUAAGACAUCCUGAUCAAUCCGAGACCGAAGGUAAAUGA
This is a messenger RNA of Rotaria sp. Silwood1, 2043 nucleotides long. The record is from the annotation of a GenBank genome assembly. Lineage: Eukaryota; Metazoa; Rotifera; Eurotatoria; Philodinida; Philodinidae.